Messenger RNA from Manihot esculenta (cassava), 1250 nucleotides. Its product is annotated as proline-rich protein 3. The record is from RefSeq and is a predicted model, not a curated record. Lineage: Eukaryota; Viridiplantae; Streptophyta; Magnoliopsida; Malpighiales; Euphorbiaceae. The coding region runs from base 272 to 1099 and encodes 275 amino acids. The transcript is spliced from 2 exons.
UAAAAAAAAUAAAAAAUUCCUGUGGAAGAUCACAAAGGUUAUUGGGAGAAGUUUUGCUCGUCACGUUGCACGACUUGUUCAGGUAAAGCAUUCACGUUCAUUGAAAUGCCAAGUGGUCAUAGACAACCAUGUUUCUUAAUUUCUACGUGCAUUUGGUACUUUUAUUCUUAAAAAUUGGACUCUCUUCCCCUAUAUUAGGAAAUGCCUUUUAGCCUCUCCCAUCCCACAAACAAUAAUCCUUAAUCAUUUCCUUCUCCUUUUUUCAGUAGCAAUGGCUUCCACUCGUUUCUUCUUUUCGUCCUCUAUUCUCCUUUUCUCUCUGCUAGUCAUUGCUUCUGCUGCCGAUUAUGUCCCUGAGCCACACAAUGUUUAUCCCUCAACACCCACAUCACAAAAUGUCAAACCUCAAAAUGAGUAUAUCCCUCAACCAGAGUCUGAACUUAUUAAGCCUAAUGAUGGGUAUGAUCCAAAACCCAAAUAUGAUGCCACCAAAUCUGAAUAUGAGUAUACCUUUAAGGUAGAAUAUGUCAGUGAUGUUAAUGAGCAUGAUCCAAAACCCAAACCACAAACCAGCAUCAAGCCUAAUGGUAACUACAGCCCAAAACCUAAAACUGACACGAAGGAAAGCGAAGAUGGGUAUAGCCCAGAACCCAACUCUGAUAAGUCCGGUUAUGGGUAUAGCUUGAAACCGGAAAAUCCACUCCAAAUUGGUGUUGAAGGGCUUGUUCUAUGCAAAUCAGGCUCCAACUAUGUCCCUAUUGAAGGAGCCGUGGCUAGGAUAACAUGUUCAGCUUUGGACCAGAAUGAGUACGAGACAACAACUUUCUCCUGCCUGACCAGUGCAACUGAUGCAAAGGGAUACUUCUUCAAGACACUAUCCCUUUCAGGGCUUUAUGACAAUUUAAUGCUCAAAGAUUGCAAAGUUAAGCUCGAAAAAUCUCCAUUAGAAACCUGCAAUAUCCCUACCGAUGUCAACAAGGGCCUUACUGGUGCUCUGUUUUCUUCUUACCGUAUCCUCCAUGACAAGAAGAUCAAGUUAUACUCUGUUGGACCCUUCUUCUACACCUCGGAGCCUAAACCAACUCCUGCUGGCUACUAAAAUUUUUUUUGCAUGGCUAGACAUAUGCCGUUUAUCGUUCCAAAACAUUUGGAACGGAAAUUGAUUUGAUUCUUAUUUGUUUGUUGUUUAUUGUUCUCAUUAUUUGGUUUUUCCAUUUGCAUUAAGAAAUUGCAGCACAUUUGUUUCUUGU